Molecule: messenger RNA, 1494 nt
Organism: Ustilaginoidea virens
Lineage: Eukaryota; Fungi; Ascomycota; Sordariomycetes; Hypocreales; Clavicipitaceae
Exons: 3
Coding region: 1-1494 (497 amino acids)
Source: RefSeq, a predicted model, not a curated record
AUGCUACGUCUCUCCGUGGCCGCGCCGUCGCUCUGUUGCCGCGGACUCGUCCGACGAGCAUCCACGGCGGCACCAACGUCCCUCGGGACGGCCAAGAAAGAGGGCAGCAUUGCUGACGCGUUCGUUUCCCUGUCCGGCGCCAAGAGGGCCCCCCUGCCGGAUCGCUUCAGGAAGAUAAAGUGCGACCUGGUGCGCGGCCGCGAGAAGCAGAUUGUGCACGGCUGGGGGGGGCUCUUGCGCGAGCUGCGCAGGGAGAAUGACAUUAUCGCGCGGGAAGGGUCGGACGUCAUCCCGCAGGUGGAGUUUGCGCAUCUGGAGGCCGGGUGCCGAGGGCUGAGGGACGAGAUCCGGAAAAGAGGCGUCAUUGUGGUCAGGGGGGUGGUUCCCGAGGGGGAGGCGCGGGCGUACAAGGACGAGGUGGAGGAGUACGUGAGGAGGAAUCCCUGGACCAGAGCGUUCCCGCCGGACGACCCCCAGGUGUACGAGCUCUACUGGUCGGCUCCGCAGCUCAAGGCCCGGUCGCACCCGUCGGUGCUGCGGGUGCAGCACCACCUGCUGGCCGACCUGUGGCACACGUCGUCGGCCGCGGCGCGCAUCUCGCUGCAGCACCCGCUCUCGUACGCCGACCGGCUGCGCAUCCGGCAGCCCGGGGACGCCAGCUUCGCGCUGGGCCCGCACAUGGACGGCGGCAGCGUGGAGAGGUGGGAGCCCGACGGCUACGGCCGCGGCGGCGUGUACGACAAGGUGCUCGAGGGCAGCUGGGGCGACUUUGACCCGUGGGACGCCAGCGGGCGCGUCGACGCCGUGACCAACCUGUACGACGGGCUGGGCGCCUGCUCCGUCUUCCGGGCCUGGCAGGGCUGGCUGAGCAUGAGCCGGUCGGGCCCGCGCGAGGGCACGCUGCUCGUCAACCCGCUGGUGCGCCUGGCCACGGCGUACGUGCUGCUGCGGCCCUUCUUCGCGCCCCUGAGCGACGGCGGGCCGGGCUUCCUGGACGAGAGCAACUGGGCCUUUGUCGGCGAGGCCGCCAUGACGAGCGAGCUGCACGGCGCUUCGCCGGGCCACGCUCAGGAGCUCACCGACGCGCUGCAUCCCCAUCUCGAGCUGGCCAGGACCAUGGUCCACGUGCCGCUCAUCAAGCCCGGCGACUUUGUAGCCUGGCACGGCGACACUAUUCACUCGGUCGACGCCGUCCACCGGGGCUCGGGCGACUCCAGCGUCAUGUACAUCCCCGUGUGCCCCGUGACCGACACCAACGCGGCGUACCUGGCUCGCCAGCGACAGGCGUUCCGGGACGGCACGCCGGCACCCGACUUCCCCGGCGGCGAGGGCGAGAGGCGGCAUGCCGGCCGGCCCACGGAGGGGGCGCUGCGGCGCUGGGCGGACGGCCUGGCCAGGCAGGCGCUUGGCCUGGAGAGGAUCCAGCCGCGCCGGGGGGGGCUGCCGGGCGAGACGGAGGCCAUUGCCGGCGCGAAUGCCGCGUUGGGCUUUUGA